Molecule: messenger RNA, 5730 nt
Organism: Scatophagus argus
Lineage: Eukaryota; Metazoa; Chordata; Actinopteri; Scatophagidae
Product: sphingosine kinase 1-like
Exons: 5
Coding region: 142-1806 (554 amino acids)
Biological process (GO): sphingosine biosynthetic process; cellular response to growth factor stimulus; negative regulation of apoptotic process
Cellular component (GO): cytoplasm; membrane; intracellular membrane-bounded organelle
Source: RefSeq, a predicted model, not a curated record
UGUAUCUCUUGACAGCGGUCCGAGCAGCGGGCUGUCUGUGCAGUGCUUCAGUAUCCACUUGUCUCACACCAUCCGGGUGGGGAGCGAUGUGAGAGCGCGGCUGCUGCUCUAUCCCGGACCGGUUUCAUCCGUCCGCCCAGGAUGAAUCAUUGGACAGCUGAGCCGGACCGCGGCUCCGACAUCAACCCGGUUACGCUUUACGGGGAAUUCACGGUGACUGGUAACCGAAAGGUCAGGUAUGCCGUGAGCUUGACCGACAGGGACUUGAUCGUCCAGAAGCUCACCUCAACACGGAACAAGGUGGUGCUCAGCCUGAAGGACUGCGUCGGUUGCCGCGCUUACCGGGGAGAUGACAACGCGGACCCGGCAGCGUACUUGGCAACCUACUUCUACCCGCUCAAACGGCGCUGGAUGAGUUCCGGGGUGUCGCGGCAGAGAGUGGAGCAGUGCUUUCGACUCGCCGGGCUCCCGGACCCGCGUGCUAACCUGGAGGAAGCCGAGAAGUGGGCUCGAGCUGUCCGAGAGCGCUCUGCCCGGCAUCAGCACCUGAGAGACGGGCUGUCGAUGAACACGUUGUCUCGUCCGUGCCGGAUGAUGCUGCUGGUGAACCCACAGAGCGGGAAGGGACAGGCCCUCACUCUCUACAACAGCCAUAUUCAGCGAAUGCUCAAUGAGGCAGGGGUGCCACACACUCUGGUUAUCACCGAGCGACAGAAUCACGCCCGCGAGCUGGUGAGGGAGGCUGACCUGUCGCAGUGGGACGCUUUAGUCAUCAUGUCUGGAGAUGGACUUCUGUAUGAGGUCAUAAAUGGUUUGCUGGAGAGACCAGACUGGGAGGAGGCCAUCCGGACCCCGCUCGGUAUCCUUCCUGGUGGAUCUGGCAACGCACUGGCUGCAUCUGUACAUCACUACUCGGGAUCCUCACCGGUAUCCAGUGAGGAGCUUCUGGUCAGCUGUGGUUUCCUGCUCUGUAAAGGGCUCGUGUCCCGUAUGGACCUGGUCUCCAUCCAUCUUUCCUCCAGUCCUCGUCUCUUCUCCUUUCUCUCAUUGGCCUGGGGCUUCGUAGCUGAUGUGGACAUAGAGAGCGAGAAGUACCGUCAUGUCGGAGCUGCCCGCUUCACUGUUGGCACGUUAGUGAGGCUGGCUUCUCUCCGAGUCUACAAGGGAAGGCUGGCUUACCUGCCCGCCUCCGAGGACUACAACAAUGAGGAACAUUUGAGAAAAAACAUGACACUGCACUGCAACAAUGAGGCCUCUUCCUGGGGUCCAGCCUCCAUGCUGUGCCGACCGUCCAGAGACUCUCCCUGUGAGAACACCUUCCACAACUCCUGCCACUCCAACAACUCCCUCAAAGUGAGGAGGACGGAGAGCACUCCUUCUCGAAGCGCCAACAAAUCCCUCACUGGCCCACCUGACUCCCUGCUGUUGCCUCUUGACCAGCCAUUGCCUAGCGACUGGGUGGUGGUUCAGGAGGAAGACUUCGUCCUCAUGCUGGCAAUGUACCAGUCCCACUUGGCAGAGGACCUGAUGGCGGCACCAGGCGCCACCUUGGAUGAUAGUGUCAUCCAUCUUUUUUACGUUCGAGCUGGAAUAUCACGUGCUGCGCUGCUGAAGCUGUUCCUAGCUAUGGAGAAGGGUGCACAUCUGGCUACUAACUGUCAACAUCUGGUGUACACUAAGGUGCGGGCACUCAGACUGGAGCCAUAUUCACCCAAAGGGAUAAUAACUGUAGAUGGAGAAGUGGUGGAAUAUGGGCCAGUGCAGGCCGAGGUACACAGAGGCCUGGCGAGAUUAAUCACCGGAUGAACUGAAGCAACAUCAUCACCAGCUUUCAUCUGUGCUGUUAAAGACACGUUAGCAUGUCCAGGUACAGGAGCAACAUGAUGGAUUUUAGACAAUGUUAGCUCAACGGUACAUAAAAAAACCAACAUGAUUCAGAAGAAUGGGAUGAGAUGUAGGUUGGGAUAUUACAAGAAGCAAGUGCCAUAUAUGGAGACCCAAAAUGUUAAAUAUCAAAUCAGAACAAGACAUUAUAAAAGGAAUAAUCACUUUAAUAAACACGGACCAAAUAUACAACCAUGAAAACCUACACAUAGUAACCUACACAUAAUAAUACAUUUCACUGACUCUUUAUGGCAGGUAUUUUUGUUUUAUUUCAAACAAUGAUUUUUUUUUUAAAUUGUCUUUUUCUGUCAGUCAAGACAAACCAGUUUAGUCAGUUGGUUGUCUUGUUGAUGAUUGGCUGUUGCUUCGGCUCUGUCAUGUUUGUCUUGAUUGACAGAUUAAGACUUUCUGACAAUUCCCCCCUGAAAUAAGGUGGACAAGUAAGAUUUUUUUUUUAUUUACUUUGGGAUGAGAAUUUCAUUAAAUUAAUUUAAAUUAAAAAUUAUGAUUGAAGUUUUUAAAAAAGGCAAAAAAACUGCUGUAAUAAAGUAAAAGCUUUUUUAUUGUGAAGAGACAAGAAACAACAAAAUUUCACAAUAAGAUGAGGCCUAAAAAUGUAUUGAAUUAUUGCGCAUUUCAUGCCUUAUUCAUUUUAAACACUUUUGGUCUUCAUAGACAUGAUAGAGCAUCAACUUAAGCACAAACAGCCACCUAAAUAGCCCCCAUACAAAGUGAAUCCAUCGCCAUCUUUAGCUUGCAGUCAUCUUGUUUUCAUCUUGAGUACCGAAGCUAACACAUCAACCUGAAUUACAGCGUCUUAUGCAACAGCGAUAGAUUUAUGCCUUCGUGGCUCCUCUGUUGGAGACUGUGUGUAGCAGUGUGUGUAUGUGUGUGUGUGUGUGUGUGUGUGAGAGAGAGAGAGAGAUGCAGUAAAUGUAAGGUAGCAGGGAUGUCACUGCGGUGCUGUUCUGACAUUGGCCUGGUUUUCACAGAGGUCAUCAAGUUUUUGGCAACUGUUAAUUGAAUACAGAAAGCCUAAAACACUCCAAAAGUAAGUCUUGUUGGGUCAGAGGGUGGAGUCUGAUGAUGGUGCUCAUCUACUCUAACACAAUGCGCUAUAUCUGUUAAUAAUGAUGUUGCCGUUUAUUUUCUCUUGUCAAAGCUGUUUCAGUUGGUCCGACAGCUUUUUACACGCUGGUUUCUGAUCAGAGGCUGUAGGUAUGUUGUACUGUGUUCAGAAGGGUUUGACUCGUUGCCUUAAAGAGCUGCCGGCUCCAUUCUGGAUUCCCAACCAACCAUGUUACUGCUAAUUUCACUUGAGAACAAACCAGUUUUUAAAUAUCUUCAGCUUUUAAUAAUUAGAAUGUUCUCUGAUAUAAAGAGGCACCUUUUAGCUGAGAAGCAGUCCUAUUUAAGUCAGUCAGAGCAGCAAUGUGACGAAUGUAAACAAUGUGACACCUGUCAAAGGUUCCCUCUUGUAGACUCCUUAUUGUGGUGGUAGAGUAAAGAGUGGUAACACGAUACGUGCCAGUAAAACACCUUCACAUUUAUAGAUCAAGGAUACACACCAUGUGUUUGGGUGAGAAACACUGAAUGUAAAAGUAAUGUUAGUUUGCUUGCAACAAAAUUUCCCAGAGCCCCUUUAACAACACAGUUUAAGGGCCAGUUCACCCAAAUUAAAAAAAAAAAAUAAAUUAAUUAAAAAAACCUUACAAAUCUUUCUGAUAUGUAUGCACAUAGACUUUUUCCCCCUACGUUUUUAUUUAGUAAAACUUUAAUUGCAGUAUUAAAUAUUAAGAAGAAAACAUUUUUGGGAAAUAGAAUUUUGCAAUUAUAUUUCAAUCAUUCCUGCGGCUCUGGUGGUGGAUUUAUUUGUAGUUAGUCUGACAUUGACGUCAUUUUAAAUUUCAAAUAACGUAAAUGAUUUUCGCCCCCACGCAAAAUCAGUGGAGGUGAGUAGAGUUUUGCUUGCUGUGCUCAAGUCUUCACUGUCAGCAGUUUAUUUCAGGGCUAUUUCACCUGCAGAAACUAUUUUCAGUGAAAACCGUUCAAAGUGAAGUCUGUGGAUUAGAUGUUGCUUCUUGAGUUAUUAAAAGUCCAUGUUUUUAUUGCAAUACAAACAAAAUAUCAUUGACCGCCUUAUGUGCAUGUAGAAAUCUCAACAGAUGGACAUUAAAACCAAAACUUCCUAAAUGACUCCAUAACACUAGUUAAAAGUAAAAGAAAAAGUUUUUGUUGCUUAUUUUCAUGGUGAACUAACUCUUGAAUCUACCCUUUCACUGCAUUGUGCAUUAUCACAAGAUCUAUUUACUUGGUGCUGAUUCAUUCAGUCAUAUCACUAACUGCAGUAUACAGAGAUGAGGCAGUGAACUGUUGCUCCUCAGAGUAAUUUACAACUCUGAACUUGUGAAAAAUACUUCCUGUUACAUGCUGAAUGUCACCAACUGAUGUCAACAGUGUAAACAUGUUUGAUGGCUGCUGCUGCUGUGAUGGGUGAUUGAUGUGUUUAGUGCCUCCAGUGCUGCAUCCCCCAUCGCCAUAUCUUCUUCUUUCUCCUGUGCCCUCAUCCACCAUCUACUGCUAAACACACACAGGCUGUCCAUGUGGAAGAUUUAUUGAUGAUUAUCAGCAAUGUAUCCUCACCACCAAGCUUUAAGUCAUGUAGAUGUAAUGGCCUAUAGAGGCAGUAAGUCCAGAUUUUAAAUGUUUUUAAUUGUGAUCCAAAUCUCUCUAGAGGUUUGUUUAAGCGAUACAAAUCUUUUUGGAGGUUUGUUUAAAUUAUUUUACAGAAAUCAGACCUAGACAGAAAUACUUUGAAUUCGGAAUCCUUAAACAAUGGCUUUAAUGUUGUUGAAAAGGGUUGGAAUAGCAUGUUGGUGGGUACAGGGAGGGAGGAGGAGGAGUAAGAAGGAGAUAUCGACUUGUUAAAUGCUGCAUGAAGUAGGCGGGGUUGUGUUCCUGAUGCUGCCACCUUACCACAAGGACUCAUUUGGGAGCUGAGAGAGAGAAAGAGUGAUGUGUUUCAUUUCACCUCAAGGCAAACACACACACACACAGAGUAAGUCUAAAAUUAGGAUUCAGGAAAAGGGGGGCUGAGAGUAACAUCCACUCAACUUAAUCAAACCGUUUUAUGGUGGUGAUGUUGCAAAAGUUAGCAUCUGACCACCACUUAUGAUUUUAAACAUGAGUAACGAGAAGUGUCUGAUUUUUAAACCUCGAUUUGCCUGUGAAGCCACAAGGUGUUCAUGAUUUUCAUGUUAAUCACCUCAUCUGCAUUUGACACUGUAAAGAAUUAAAGACCAAAAUUUAUGUCUUCCAAAGACAUGUAUGUUUUCGCACAAUGCACAUUUGUGGCCAGUUCUGUUUGGAAGCCUUCAGGAGACGUCGAAGUUGAUUUUCUGUCUUUUAAUUUCUCAUAUAGGAGUUAAAUUAUGUUUACUCAUGACGGACUCUGCAGCAGGAAUUUAGCUGAGGAGCUACAAGCACAUAAGAUGGAAAAAGUACUUGAAGACACGUUCGUUCAACCUUUCUGUUGCUUUUAGAGGGACAUGUGGUCUGUAGCACCUAAACCUGAGGCCAGUCACUGGAGGAGUUACUAACUGUUAAAAGUGGACGUCCAACACAGCGUUUACUAAACUUUUUGGCUUGUGACCCCUUAAAAAUGAAGCUAGUAAGUCUACCUGCAGCCCAAAUUCAACCAAAGAGAGGUUUUUCCUGCCGAGAUUGUUCCAUUUAUAAAACGACUACUAACAAACAGGGGCCUUAACAUGUGAAAUUACCCAAUAAUUAAUGAAAAACUCAUGCUCAUGUGAUUAAAAAAAAAAAAAAAAAAGUGCUACUGACCCA